This is a messenger RNA of Acinonyx jubatus (cheetah), 6030 nucleotides long. It is a transcript of the gene SLC30A4, whose product is annotated as solute carrier family 30 member 4. Lineage: Eukaryota; Metazoa; Chordata; Mammalia; Carnivora; Felidae. Gene Ontology annotation, cellular component: plasma membrane. Gene Ontology annotation, molecular function: zinc ion transmembrane transporter activity. The record is from RefSeq and is a predicted model, not a curated record. Gene Ontology annotation, biological process: zinc ion transmembrane transport; response to zinc ion. Bases 363 to 1649 code for a protein of 428 amino acids. The transcript is spliced from 8 exons.
GCGCUCCUCGCCUGCGGCCGCUGCGGCGCACGCGCGCGGCCUCGCGCAGGGCGGGGAGAGGCGGCGGCCCCCGGCGGCCGGCCCCGAACCUGUCAGACUCGGGAAGCCGGCCUGGAGUUGCGGGCGCGGCAGGCGCGAGGACGGCCCCGCUCCCCGCCCAGCCCCGGGCCGAGCUGCUUGAGUCGGCCCCGCCGAGCCGGCCGGCCGGGGGCGGGGAGAUGAGCUGCGGCCCCGCGGCAGCGCCCCAGGAUGGGGAGGGACGCGCGGCAGUGCCAUCGGGAACUGGCUCUCCGGUGAAGUAGGAGCCGCCGGCCGGCCGCCUGCACCGAGCCAUUCCGCGCCGCGGCCGCUCAGCCUCUGCCAUGGCCGGAUCCGGCGCGUGGAAGCGUCUCAAAUCUCUGCUACGGAAGGAUGAUGCGCCGCUGUUUUUAAAUGACACCAGCGCCUUUGACUUCUCGGACGAGGUGGGGGACGAGGGGCUUUCUCGGUUUAACAAACUUCGAGUUGUGGUGGCCGAUGAUGGUUCUGAAAUCCCAGAAAGGCCUGUUAACGGGGCGCACCCGGCCCUCCAGGCCGACGAUGAUUCCUUACUGGACCAGGACUUGCCUUUGACCAACAGUCAGCUGAGUCUGAAGGUGGACGCCUGUGACAACUGCAGCAGACAGCGAGAGUUACUGAAGCAGAGAAAGGUGAAAACCAGGUUGACCAUUGCUGCCGUUCUUUACUUGCUUUUCAUGAUUGGAGAACUUGUAGGUGGAUACAUUGCAAAUAGCCUAGCAGUCAUGACAGAUGCACUUCAUAUGUUAACUGACCUAAGUGCUAUCAUACUGACCCUGCUUGCUUUGUGGCUGUCCUCAAAAUCUCCAACCAAAAGAUUCACCUUUGGAUUUCAUCGCUUAGAGGUUUUAUCAGCUAUGAUUAGUGUGCUCUUGGUGUAUAUACUUAUGGGAUUCCUCCUAUAUGAAGCUGUCCAAAGAACUAUCCAUAUGAAAUAUGAAAUAAAUGGAGAUAUAAUGCUCAUCACUGCAGCUGUUGGAGUUGCUGUUAAUGUAAUAAUGGGGUUUCUAUUGAACCAGUCUGGUCACCACGCCCAUUCCCACUCUCUGCCUUCGAAUUCUCCUACCGCAGGUUCUGGGUGCAGACACAACCAUGGGCAGGACAGCCUAGCAGUGAGAGCUGCAUUUGUACAUGCCUUGGGGGAUUUGGUACAGAGUGUUGGUGUACUAAUAGCUGCAUACAUCAUACGAUUCAAGCCAGAAUACAAGAUUGCCGAUCCCAUCUGUACAUAUGUAUUUUCAUUACUUGUGGCUUUCACAACAUUUCGUAUCAUAUGGGACACAAUAGUUAUAAUACUAGAAGGUGUACCAAGCCAUUUGAAUGUAGACUAUAUCAAAGAAGCCUUGAUGAAAAUAGAAGAUGUAUAUUCAGUGGAAGAUUUAAAUAUCUGGUCUCUCACUUCAGGAAAACCUACUGCCAUAGUACACAUACAGCUAAUUCCUGGAAGUUCAUCUAAAUGGGAAGAAGUACAGUCCAAAGCAAAGCAUGUGUUAUUGAACACAUUUGGCAUGUAUAAAUGUACUAUUCAGCUUCAGAGUUACAGGCAAGAAGUGGACAGAACUUGUGCACAUUGUCAGAGUUCCAGUUCCUAAUUUUAUAUGUUUUGGGGACCACUGCCUUAUUUAUCCUGCAGUCACAGACCUGAGAGCAAUAAAUGUGCACACCUGAAAGAGAAAAUGGAAUCCCUGACAGCUGUGUCCAUAUCAAGCACCUGUCUCUCAAAACAAUCACUCUAGCCUGAGAGUGCUACUUUCUGUUUAAUGGUAAAAGGAGACUUCACCAUGGUUUUCAGAUGAAGAUGUUUCCAAAACACUAUUUAUAGAAUGAGACGUGACUCUACGGAUACCUCAAAGAAGACAAUCCAAGACCACAUUUCACUAACUGUGACAGAGUACAUGUCUUAAAGGGAGCAUCAAGAAUUCAGUAUUUGCAUUUAAAAAUCCUUUUUAAGGACCAUUUUUUAUCAAGCUAGUGCUGGAAAACUGAUUUUUUUUUAUUAGGUAAUCUUGACAGCCAGCUUCUGGAAUUUGACACCCAGUUAUGUUUUUACAGAAAUUAUUUCUCAACAGAUUUCAGAGAAUACUAGAAAUUAUCCAGAUAGUGGAAUAAGCAUGUAUUCCUAAGUGUUUCAGAAAUGUUUUAUUUCACAAAUAAUGUUAUUGUUAUACUUUAUAAACAACUUUUUCCAGAUGUUACAGGGUUUUGAAUCUCAAAGUUAUCAUUUUGGUUAUUUGUAAUCUUAAUCAGAACCAAAUCUUUACAUGUUGUGGUGGUCACUGUCAUUAGGAAUAUUUAGGAAAUAUUUUCAAUACUAUUCUAAAUGGCAGAAGUUAAUCUUAAAUUACUAUAUGGUGAUUUAAAAUAUAGGAGUGAGGAUGGAGUGUGGAAUGUCAGAUUUAAGUCUUCUGCAGUCACUUUUAUUAUUCAUGGAAUUAUCUUAAGAAUAGCAGGAGACUGCAAAAUGUAAACAAUGAUCCUCUGUCCUUGUAAGAACUGAAAGUGUGCUUGGUACCUUGCUUCCAGCCUCCAUACCAGUUAGUCUGUGCCCCUUCAGGGUAAAACUCUGGAGAGCUGUGGUUCAGUUUGUAAUGUCUAUCUUUCACAUGUAGAUUAACCACAUUCCUCCAGAGAGAAUUUGUUUGAUGAUAUGGGUUAGGGAUUCUCCACGGACUCCAGAAACCCUAAGAUAUAAUUUUGAGGUUUUCCAAUAAUACCAUAGCAGAAAUGCCCAGAGAGAUAGGGAGAAGACAUUUAAAAAGAAAGAAAACAUCAAGGGUUUUUGACCUUGUAUUUGUGUUGUUUGAAACAGGAAUUGGGAUGGACAUUCAAUCUGUGUUGUAGGGAGGCUAAACCUGAAACUUUCCAAACCGAAUGCAACCUAAUUGGUACCAGUUGUGUUAAAGGGGUAGCUGUGAAUAAUCAGGUUUCAUUUUGCGACUGUUGGUUUUGUGAUUAUCUUUAUGCACUUUAGAAGUCUAUUUUCACAGGGACAGUUUCUUAACCAAGAAUGGAUAUGGUUCUUGAGGUUCUCAGAGAAUCAGAGUACAAUUACUAGGCAAGUUGUGAAUUAGAAGCGUAGAUAAACAUGCAGAUGACUUAUAAUAUCAAAGAAGGAGAGGAAACAGAUUUCAUGUUUCUACCAAGUACCUCACUGUAAGUAAACCUAAGAUAAAACCUGAAGUUCCCUAAAAGAUGAUUAAGAGUUGAUGGUAUCCCCCAAAAAAGGGUUGAUGAGGGUUAAUGGUAUCUAGUAAAACCCAGUGUUUAUUGAAUUGAAUUGAAAAUUAACCUUAUGCGGUUCUUGCUGUGAAUCCAUUUAAAAUGAUUUGAAUUUUUCAAAAAUUUGAGUAGUACAUACAUAGUUUAAGUCAAAAUUCUCUUAAAUGUGGAAGGCAAAUAAGAAUAAAUGAGAAGCAUGUCAGUGGACAUCUGGGCAUUACGUACUUUGGGUACCUAGCAAGAGAAAGGAAAAGAACAUGCAUUGUAGGCUAAUGGCUUUCCCCGUAUUUGCAGGUGUUUCCCAUGUGUCCACUGAGCUUGUUUCUUGUAAACUUUCCUUUAUCCUAAAUAGGCGUAUCUUACUUUUCAUAUCGACCUGUUCCUUGAAAAAGUUAUGUGAUAAAACAGUCUGAAAUUCAUUUGAGGAUUGAAAAGGAUGUUUUGUAAAAUGCAGAAACAGUGAAAACCUUUGUAAAUUUUAGUGAGUGUGCUUUGUUUAAGUGAGGUACACAUGAAGUUCCCUGUGCUUUGUCUUUUGUAGCAAGGACUACACAUUUUGUACUUGUGCUUUCCUGGGGCUGAGAUUGAAAAUUGAUAGAUUUCACUUUUUGUAACUUGACAAAACCCACACAGGACGAUGUGAACUUAGCAGUUAGGGCCAGGGACUGCACGACGGAAGCCACAGAGCCUUGGGUCUGUCCCUACCCUGCUGAGCUGCAACCCUGAGUCACACCCCUCAGACAGCCCUCACAGGAAGAGUUCUCCACUGUCCUGACACAGGCGCUGGGUAGUUUUGGAUAAACACUUUGCAUUGUUAAUUGUGCACUGAGAAAACAGAUCACAACCUAAAAACUGGGCAGUUCUUCAGUGUGAUGUUUUUUUUGUUUGUUUUUUUUUAAGUAAGCUCCACAAAGCGUGGAGCCCAGUGCCAGGCUUGAACUCCCAUCCCUGAGAUGGAGACCUGAGCUGACAUCAAGAAUUGGACAGUUAAUCAACUGAUGCACCCAGGUGCCCCCAGUUUGAUGUAUUUUAAUUAACAUUUGCAAAUAAUCAGAGUUACUUGUAUAUAUAAACCUGUCAAAACUCUGGCCAGAGGCAGCAUUUUGAUUUAUUUUAGGAAAAGACCUAUUUUUCAUUAACGACCAUGCUGCCUUACAAACCUAAUGUGAGGAAUAUAGUUGAAUAGGGCAUCUUUCAGAGAGCUUUGAAAUGUAGAACCAUUUCAAAUAGAAUUCCCACAUACACUUCCCAUUAGCUGUGCCUUGUGUAAUGUGAGCCCAGAUUUUCGCAGCUUGCAGCUCCUGUCAGUAUUGUUUGCCAAAUCACAGGCUCUCUUAUUUUACUGUUUUCGUUUCAAGUUUGGGUACUUUAUUUCCAUUUUCUAAAACUAAGUUUCCUGCUCUUAAAAGUCUCAGUGUUCUGGUUCUGUGUCUUGAACCCAGGUGUCCUCACUGACAGUGUUUGUUUUUAGUAGAAUUUUCCCAGAAUAGACACAGGCAAGAUCAGACACAUGAGCUUCCCUUUUGUUUAAAUGUGAGGAAAACCAUCUUUCAGAAACAAAGCACCACUUAUAAACUUUUUCUUCGUGAGGAAGAACCCUUUUUUUAAACAGCUGAUUGUUCUUGAUCCAGAUUUCUCUUGGACACUGAACUUUACAGUAUAAGUAUGAUAGAAAUAGACUACACUAUACAACCAUAAGUGAAGAUUCUCUCUAAUAAGACUGGAUUGUGUUUCUUAAACUACUCUCACCACUUUAGAAGAGAUAGUCAUUCACUUUUGAAACAAGCACAAUGAGGUAAAUUUAUUUUCUUUUUAUGAAUUUAUGUGAAUUGGUUCACCAUAAUGAAUAAGGUGUGUUUUUACAGAAUCUGAGCCCCGUUGGAAUAAGAUUUUAGGCAAUUUUCCUGUUGACUCUACCUUACAUAUAGUGUUAAUAGAUGUAAGAUUAGUUCCUUUGGCUUGGUUUCUUUUUAAACCAAGCUUAGCUCAUGAGCCAGUUGAGUAUUAGUCCCAAAGAAUAGUGACACCUUGCUAUAUGCUGUGUUGAGGGGAGGUGAGUCUGAUUUCCAAAUGAUUAAGUUUUUUUUGUCUCUAACCAAAACAUGAUUUGCAAACUCUAACUACAGAUCUGCCACGGGAAUCUUGCUGGAAAGGACAUCAGAUUUGUUUUACAGCUCACCAAUCAGGGAUAUUUUUUGUUAUGUUCGUAGGAGCCCGCAAAUUAGAAGAAAUUGUCGUGGGAAUUCCUCAGUAUUGAAUUGUGUAUGUGCAUUCAGGCCAUCCGAUCCUUGAAUUCCUGCUUACAAAGGGUUUACUCUGUUACGUUAUUCUUCCGAUCGUAUUGUAAAGACCAAUAUUUUCUGAUUUUUGGUAAGACUGGAAAACAUUUACGGAGACUUUCCCAAUUACAUCUAUGACAGCGUCAAUUUGAAUAUUGCAGUUAAGUAUAUUCUGAAAAAUUGAAAUGGCCAGUAUGUCAGCUUUGCACCUGGAAGAUACCUUAUAUUUGGAAAGCUUAUGCUUCUCUAAAAAUAUAUGUUAUUAAGCCAUAUCACAGUUUAAGAAAUUGUAUAUACUUUUCCAUUUGCCCUUUCAGAAACCAGGUAUUUUGCAUACGAUUGAUUUUAGGAAGAUUUUGAAGCUGGUGUUUCUCCAUAUAAUUUAAGAUCAAGGUAUAGUAUAUGUAUAUGUACUGUAUUUGCAAUUUUCAAAUUGUAAUUUCCUAUACAUUUAUUAAAUAAAGUAUUGUUUUGC